GUGUUGUCAGAGGAAAAUGGUUGUUGAGUGAAAACACUCUGACAAAUUGUUAUGAUUCACCACUUCAGCACUGGAGAAUACAAAAGACAGUAAACAUCCAGAGGGACAUCGGGCCAUAUUUCAAGGUCCCGCAACUGGCAUGAGUUUAGGAUCCCUGAGUGGAAAAAGAGGGGGGAAUGAACAACACGCCGCCUGGAUUACGGUUGCUCAGGCCUCCUACGGUGAUAGGCCAGUUCCACACCUUGUUCUUCGGCUCGGUGCGGAUGUUCUUCCUGGGCGUUCUUGGCUUCGCCGUCUAUGGGAAUGAGGCUCUGCACUUCAGCUGCGAUCCGGACCGACGAGAACUCAACUUGUACUGUUACAACCAGUUCAGACCGAUAACACCUCAGGUGUUUUGGGCGUUACAGCUGGUAACAGUGCUAGUUCCUGGGGCGGUGUUCCACCUCUACGCAGCCUGCAAGAACAUUGACCAGGAGGAGAUCCUCGAGCGACCCAUCUACACCGUCUUCUACAUCAUUUCUGUUCUUCUACGCAUCAUUCUUGAAGUCAUCGCCUUCUGGCUACAGAGUCACCUCUUCGGCUUCCAGGUCCACCCGCUGUACAUGUGUGAUGCCAGUGCUUUGGAAAAGACCUUUAAUGUGACCAAGUGCAUGGUGCCUGAACACUUCGAGAAAACAAUCUUCCUCAGUGCCAUGUACACCUUCACUGUCAUCACCAUACUUCUCUGUGUUGCUGAGAUAUUUGAGAUACUCUGCAGACGGCUCGGUUAUCUCAACAACCAGUGACGCAUACACACAAGCACACGUAAGAUGACUAAGGGUGAAAAUAUAUGACACUUUCUGCCGGUUUUUAUUGGGCUCUUGGUUAGCUGCUGCUGGACUUCUAUCGAACAGGAAGCUAACGUGAGAGCAAAACCUCACCUGUGGUCCAUCGUGAGUCAGUUGCACCAAGAGAUUUGAGAAUGUGCGACGUCAUAACAGGCAAGUCUGAAAUAUUCUCUGGGAGUUUUUUGCCCUUAACUAUAGAGUACAUCCCUAGUUGUAUUUCAGAUAUCAGUGGGUCUGUACUGGCUGUGUCCAAGGGUGUUGUGAGGACGUGGUGGCCAGAGAAUACGUACCUCUGACUCUGAACCGUUGGGGGAUGGGAUAGAAAGAUAUUUGGUUCUCUUUUUUUCCACAAGAUGACUGAAAGGCAGGCAUCAACUUCAGGGUGCUACUAGAACUUGUGGCCAUGGUCACAGUAGAGCACAAGAUAAGCUUAGUUUGUCACAAACAGUUUGAGGGUCCCUAAAAAACCCUGUUGUACCCAGUCUUACCUCAGAUCUGACACUAUUACGUAAGAAACACACUGGAAGCCUUAGCUGUGCAGAUUUUUUGCCUGGCGUGCAUUAAAUGUUCCAGUUCAUCGAACAAAUCUGAUGAAUCUUCUCUGGACUGACUGACAGAGUUCUAACAGUGGAACUAAUCAGCUCGAUUCAAGGCACAGCGUCUUCAUGUAGUGUAAUAACAGCCAACAAUGCAAAUCAUUUAGCUAGUCACAUAAUUCUGUUGCACAGUCCAGAUAAACACAACAGUCUAGACUGCCUUCAUGGUGCUGAUCAAAUAUGACAGGCAGACUACAGAGCUGGCCAUGGAUUAUCACUUCUGUCAUUUUUAAGAAAACUGUGAUCCAGUAACUUUCCCCAUGGGCGAGUGACGUGCAGGUGCCUCUGCUCCUGACACUCCCAUGUGUGACAGUUAUCGCUUCCAGUACUCGUCUGUUUUUUCACCUCCGGCAACAAUCUGACCUUCUAUCAACACGAGCGCUGCGACUUUGUUGUGGACUUUUGAUGAGGCCGUUCGACUUAUCAGAUAUCUGUUUCAGCUUAGUGAGUCUCCGAUAACUUGAUUUGUCGAAGGGAGAAAAUCUGUCUCGCAGCCAGAAAUCCUAAAACAAAUGUUUCAGUUUACUUCCAUCUGGUGCAAAUGCAUCUUCAAACAACAAUGUACUCAAAUAUACCAUCACUUAAUAUGUUUUUUCUCCUCGAUGGUAAAGAGCAAUCCUAAGAUACA
Messenger RNA from Acanthopagrus latus (yellowfin seabream), 2051 nucleotides. RefSeq names its product gap junction protein epsilon 1 (gene gje1a). Gene Ontology annotation, cellular component: connexin complex. Gene Ontology annotation, biological process: cell communication. NCBI's taxonomy places the organism in Eukaryota, Metazoa, Chordata, Actinopteri, Spariformes, Sparidae. The transcript is spliced from 5 exons. The coding region runs from base 177 to 785 and encodes 202 amino acids. The record is from RefSeq and is a predicted model, not a curated record.